AUGGAUCGCAAAAUAAAAAUCAUUCAAACACUGUUAUUAUUAUUUUUUUUUUUAAACAAUUUAAUUUCAGUUAAAACAAAAAUAAUAGAUGUAUCUGAUCAAAAGUUUUCAACUUAUAAUAAAUAUCAAUUAGGAUCUAAUGACCCCGUUUGUGAUUUUAAGUUUGAAUUUUUAUCACCAAUUGCAAGUGGUUUAAAAUUUACAAGUUUUUAUAAUACCACAGGAGAACCAAAUAUUAGAAAUGAUUCUUUUAUUAUUUUCACUGUUAAACUUUGGAAUUUUCCAAUUGGAAAUUUCACUGGUGAGGUCGAUAAUGGUGAGGACAUUUUAACUAUUAAUUUUAAUUGUUUAGCUAUUGAUUUUAAUAAUAUGAAAUUUAGGGUAUAUCCAAAUUUAAGAUCAAAUAGAUUUACAGAUGAUGGUUGUGCAAUAUUAAUAAUUGAUGGAUUAAAUGGACCAUUAAAUGGAUUACAAGACCCACAUGCAGAGAGGGCAUUUUCCCCAAUUUCAUAUAAUUCAUUUAAAAUUAUUAUUGAACCAUUUUAUACUGGUGGUAAUAUGGAAUUUAAUUUUUUUAAUGUGUCAGAUGGUGGUGAAUCUUGGUAUAAUAUUAUAAUUCCAUAUCUUUAUGAAUCAAGAGGAAAUAGUGACGAAUUUUCAUAUCAAUUAGAAACAUAUCCACCUGGAACUACUUCAUAUCAAGUAAUGGGUAAUGGGUUUGGACCAUUGCAAACAGUUUCAACUCAAACUACAGAUAUUGAUCCAAUUAUUAUUUUUGUAAACAAUGAUUUUUCAAUUAAUGAACCAAAACCAAUCUUUUCAAUUAAUGGUACAACAACGUAUAUAAAUCCAGUUGGAUAUUUAUUUGUAAAAAAUUCGAAUGCUAAUGUUUAUGUUUAUUAUAAUGAAACUUUGAGGAGUUCUAUUGGUUCAAACGAUAUAUAUAUAAUUGAAAAAUUUUUGGUUUUUAACUAUAUUUUCGUUGAGUCUCAUAUUUUGUUGACUCCGAAAGGAAAUUUAAUUCUAACACAAUUUAUCAAUGUUUCAAAGUAUGAUCUUUCAGUGUAUACAUAUGAAAUAUAUGACAAGGGGUUAUUAAAAGAAACUUUUCCAUUUGGUUUUGAAGAUGGUUCAAAUUUAAAAGGAUUUUCACUUUCAAUAUCAUUCCUUUUACCAAAUGAAACUUCAAAGACUCGUCGUUUUUCAAUUCAACCAUUUAAUUAUUUUUUUAACAUUCCAUCUCCAAUUUCUGUUAUAAAACAACCAACAUUAUAUUCAGUAGAUGUUAUUCAUUUAUUUGAAUUUAAAUAUUUAUUUCAAAUCCAAAUAGACAAAACUUUAAUGCUAAAAUGUUUUAUUAUUAAUAAUAAAGAAUAUGGUCAUGAAAGAUUGGUUGCACAAUCAACUUCAAUGGAUACCUUUAUUUCAACAGAUUAUUAUACCUAUGAAAUAGUAAUUGAUACAUUUUUACAUUAUCCAGAGAUAAUAACAUAUGAAGAUAUUUAUGGAUAUACUCAAGAUUUUAAAAUUGGUGAAAUUACAAGUCCAAAAUCACUAAAAAGAAUACCAUACCCACCAAAAUUACAAGAUGUUGAUAUAUUUUCAAUAAGUGAUUUAAGUUAUUUACAUCAAGUUGUUGAUAUUACUAAUAAAACAGUUUCAAAUAUAAUUUAUUUUAAUUUUACAAAACCAAUUGAAAAGGAAAGAGUUAUUGGUUUUCAAUUAUUAGAUAGGGUUUCAUUAAAUCAAAUAGAGAAUGAUGGUAUUGGUAAAGUUUAUUAUUCAAAAUGGAAUUCAACAAUUAAAUUAUUUCAAGUUGAAUUUGAAAUACCAUCAAAUACUCAAAGUGGAGUUAUUCCUUGGAAAUUAGUAUUUGGUGGAUGGUCAUAUAUAAAAGAUAUCGUUGAUGGAAAUUUAGCAACACUUUUUAGUUCAUACCUAUCAAAAUCAGUUCAAUUAACUUGUAUUAGUAAAAAUUAUGAUGGAUAUGGUCCUGUAAUAAAUAAUUUAAGUGUAAUUUCAACUAGUCUUGAAGUUGGUUUGAAAAUUAAUAUUUAUGAUCCAAUCAAUGGUUUUAAAAAUGGUACUAUUAAAAUUUCAGGUGAAUUAGAUAGUUCAACUUAUAUUUUCUAUUUAGAACCAACAGGACAAAAUUAUAAGAGACAGUUACUUCGAAAUGAAAUUAAUGUUAAAUUAUCAAGUGGUGAUGAUAAAUCUGGUUUUUAUCAAUUAUGGAUACCAAUCCCUUUAUCAUGUGUUCCACAAAAUUAUUCAAUCACAUAUGUUGAAUUAUAUGAUACUCAAAUGAAUAGAGCUAUAUUUUCAGAAAAUGGUAAUGUUGUAGAACCAAUUCAAAAUCCGUUCAUUAAUUUUAUGGAUUUCAAUAAUAGAAUUGUCCCAAACUUUUGUUCAAAUACCGGUGGUAAUACAGUUCCAUUUUUAACAGAUUUCCAAAUGUAUGAAUUUCCAAAUGGUGUUUUCAAUUUUAAUUUCACUGUAACAGAUUUGGAUUCUGGUAUUAGAAUUGAUCAAACUCCAAUUAUUUACAUAUCUACAUUAUUUUUUGAUUCUAUUAAAUGUUAUUCAAAAUUAUUUUCUCAAUCUUCUAUAAAUACUUGUAGAUAUACAUGUAGUAUUAAUGUACCAUAUGGUUUUGGUUUUAGAAGUGAAUUUAUUUUUAGUGUUUAUGGAUUUAUAAAUAAUUUAGGAUACUAUAGUGGUUACUCUUCUCACACACUGGGAUCAAAUGGUUGGACAAAUAGAUAUAAUGGUUUAAUUAUUGAUUUUAUGCCUGAUACUAUGACUAUUACAGAUACAAGUACAAUUAAUGAAAAAGGUGGUUUAUUAUGGGUAUUGGGUAGUAAUUUUUAUAAAGAUUUUAUUGAUCCUAAUGGAAAUAUGUAUUCUUCAUUUGUUGUUUAUAUCAAUUACACUGAAACAUUAAAUAAAUAUGAACAACCCCCAAUUACUGUAUACUCUAGUGCUUUUUCGGUAAUGGUAAAUGCAACUACAAAACCAUUUAUAAUUUAUAUUAUGGAAUUUGAUAUGAGUGGAAAUCUAAUUUCCAUUUCAAACAAAUUUACAGUUGUACCAAAAAUUUUCAAUAUAUCAUAUGAUUUACCUCCAACACCCACACCAACAACUCCAUUACCAACAAAUCCACCACAAUUAUGUUUUGGUGAACCAAUUUGUGGUGGUAAAAAUCAAGGUUAUUGUUUAACAAAUGUUGGAUGUGUUUGCUAUUCACCUUGGAUUGGUAAUGAUUGUAGUUCACAAGUAAUCAUAAUUCCACAACCAAAACCAAAUCCAAAUGACCCAACCACUGAAAUUAUAAUAACACCAAAUUCAACAUCAACAUCAAAUAUUCAAGAUUAUUCAUUUAAAUCAAUUGUUUCAUUGAUUGGAAUUAGAGAAAUUGAUUUUAAUUCAAAGGUUGUAAAUGAAUAUUAUUUUGAAAAGUGGAACCUUACAAAAAUUAAUAAUGAAACUAACCUAUACCAAACAUCAAUCAUUGUUCCACCAACUACUAUUGAUGGAAUUUCAACAACAACAACCUAUAUAAAUACAACUUUACAAUGGUUUACAAAAGAAACAAAUAUUUCAUUUGCAAAUCAAUCACUCAUUAUGAAUCCAUCAACUAUAAAAUAUACAAUUUCAUUUUCAAAUUAUAAUUUUAAAAAUCAAUUAAAUCAACUUGAAUUAAUUAUGUCAGCAUCUCUUUUAUCUUCAAAAACUAAUGAUAUUUGUUCUGGAAAUGAAUUUGGUGAAACAAAUUCUAUUGAUAAUUCAAAUUACUUAAAAAUUAAAGUAGGUGAUCAUUCAUUAUAUGGUAGAUUCAUAAAAAGAGCAUUAAUUGAUGGUUUACCAAAAUCAAUUUCAAAUACAAUAUUAGAAAAAUCAGAAUUUAAUUCAUUAAAAACAAUAGACACAACACCACAUUCAGAUCAAUUAUUUAUAGCAAUUUCAAUACCUCAAUAUAAAGAAUAUGUUAUUAUUGAUCCGGAUUUUUCUCUACUUAUUGAUCAUAGUAAAAACUCAAAUUCAAAUAAUAUUUGUACUUAUUCAAAAUCUGGUCUUUCUUCUGGCCAGUUAGCUGGUAUCAUUAUUGGUUCUGUAGCAUUUGUAGCUGUGAUUUCAAUAUCUUUGGCCUACCAUUUUGUUAAAAAGAAUAAUAAUAAAAAACUUUUAAAUAAUAUAAAAAAUAAAUUAAAAGUUUUAAAUUAA
Dictyostelium discoideum AX4 is the source of this 4224-nucleotide messenger RNA. RefSeq names its product EGF-like domain-containing protein. NCBI's taxonomy places the organism in Eukaryota, Evosea, Eumycetozoa, Dictyosteliales, Dictyosteliaceae. The transcript is spliced from 7 exons. The record is from RefSeq and is a predicted model, not a curated record. Bases 1 to 4224 code for a protein of 1407 amino acids.